AUGGUUGUGAUUCAUUGUAGGUGCAGAAAUAUACAAGUAAUUGGUUACAUGGAGAAUUGUGUACAAUCUCCUCCUAUUGGUGGUGGCAAUGAAGUAGGAGUCCAAGAUAAGGGUAGUGGUGUUCGGGGUCGUAGGGGUUUGGUUCAGGAGGAUGAUUUGAUCGAGUAUCAAGAUAACUGUCGUGUGUUGGUUCCUUCUGUCGAUGGUGAGAUAACACAACCCAAUGAAGUCAAUGAUGAUGGGAUGCAAUACGUAUCACCAACCAAAACAUUUGAGUCAGUACAAAUAGUAGUAGAAAGUAAUCAUGACUGUGUAGUUAGUUAUUUGGAAGAACCAAAGAUUGGGAUGAUAUUUAGGAAAUGGGAAGAGGUCGAAGAAUAUUAUAUGGAGUAUGCUGAGCAAAAGGGAUUUGGAGUAAGUAGGGUGCAAGGUGUCUAUUCCAAGGGUGAGGUGAGGGAUCGGAUAUCUAUGACAUGGAGGUGUGAGUGUUAUGGCAGACCUGAUAUGAGGGCGCAACGAGAAGCCAAAAAGAGAGCAAAAGCUAUGGAGGCGAGUGGUUCAGGUGGAGUCAUUGGUGGAGUUGUGGGGGAUGAUGAGCUUAGUCGUAGUAAACGAAGGUCGAAGAAAUGUGAGUGUCAAGAUAAUAUUUAUGCUAGUAUUAAUCGGGAAGGUCAAUGGGUAAUUAGGAGAGUGCAGUUGGAGCAUACAGGCCACGCUCCUAUUCCUUCCGAUACUUGUCUUGUCAAAGAGUAUCGAAUGAAACACUUUAAUACAAGAGACAGGAAGACGCUAUAUAACUAUUUUGACAAAGGGGUUCCUGUGAAGCAAAUUCAUGGGUGUAUGGGCACGGAGCUGGCUGGCUCUGACCCUCUAUCGUACACAGUAAAGGACCUUGAGCAUGAGGUCUACAAGCGCGGGAAUCAGAAUUUUUACUAUGCACAUCGGUUAGAUGCUGAGGGACGGUUAAAGGACGUUCUUUGGGUGGAUGCUCGGAGUCGGGCUUCCUAUGAAGAGUUUGGUGAUGUUAUAUGUUUUGAUGCAACGUAUCUGACAAACAACUAUGAUCUCCCGUUUGCCAAUUUUGUAGGUGUUAAUCACCAUGGUCAAUCAAUUCUGCUUGGUUGUGCUUUAGUAUCACACGAAGACUGUGAUACUUUCCGAUGGGUAUUUCAGCAAUGGCUACAUUAUAUGAAUGAAAAUGCUCCAAAAGCAAUUUUGACUGAUCAGGCAGCUGCGAUGAGGCAACCACUGGAGGAGGUCAUGCCAACAACGAGACACCGUUGGUGCAUAUGGCACAUAAUGAGAAAACUUCCGGAAAAGCUAGGGAAAUGUGAUGGGUAUCAAGAUUUUAAAAGCAAGCUAAAGUAUUUGAUAUAUGAAAGCUUUACCAUUCAGGACUUUGAGAAUAGAUGGAGUGAAUUUGUUGUUAAAUACAAAUUGGAAACCAAUGAGUGGCUACAAAUAUUGUACAAGGAACGACAUAUGUGGGUACCGGCCUUUAUGAGGGACUUUUUCUGGGCUGAUAUGAAGACAACACAACGGGUAGAGAGCAUCAACAGCUUUUUUGAUGGAUUUCUGAAUCGAAAAACAAAGCUUUUUGAGUUUCCACAGAAAUACGACAAAGCAAUGGAGAAGCGAAUUGAUGAUGAGACUGAUGCUGAUGCUAAAUGUGGAAAGUACAUUAGAAGACUAGUCACCGGUUUUGCGGUUGAAAAGUUAUUCCAAAAAAUAUAUACAGACACAAAGUUCCAAGAAGUCCGAAUAGAGUGUCGCAGAUUAAUGUAUUGCUACCCUCGUGAAGAGAAUAUACUCUCUGAGACCCUAGUUCAGUAUCUGAUCGAAGGUCGGGUUUGGAUUGUUCCAGAGGGAAAGAGUGAGGCUGUUCUCACAGAUAGGAGGAGGUUUUAUUCGGCUACGUUCCAUACUGAAACGAAAGUAGUUUGCUGUGAUUGCCGAAAAUUUGAAACUGACGGGAUAAUUUGCAGGCACAUCAUUCGUAUUCUUGACCUUAAUCAAGUUGUUGACAUUCCAGAAAGGUAUGUUCUAAAACGCUGGCAAAAAGACUUGUUGAGGAAGCACACAAGAGUUAAGGCUUCCUACCAUAAUCCUUCAAAGGUUGGGGUGUGGAAAAGGUAUAACAUGAUGAUGAAUGCAUUUGAGCAAAGCUGCGAGGAGGCUGCAAUGGUGGAUGAUGGUAUGGUUAAGAACGUUCUCACAACACUAGAUCAACUUCAAUCCAAGAAUGCUGGAUCCUCGACUGAGAAUGGGACUACUUACAUGAUGCAUAAUCCACUUCAUAAUAUAUUUUUACCUAACAUUGCUCCUAUAAAACCGGUUCCUAAUAAGAGAGGCAGAGGGAGGCCGAAAGGAUCGCGUAACAAGGGCCUACCAAGUAGUGGUUACAAAAAGGCUAGCAACAACUUUGGACAGAACGCUGGAUGCUCGUCUCAGAAUAGGACUACUUCUACGGUGCAUAAUCCAAAUCCUGAUACAUUCUUACCUAGCACUGCUCCUUUACACCCGGUGCCUAAUAAGAGAGGCCGAGGGAGGCCAAAAGGAUCAUGUAACAAGGGCCUAGCUAGUAUGGGAUACAAAAAGGCUAGACACAACAAUGGACAGGUGCCAAAUGCUAGUUGUUCGUCAGCGAAUGAGAUUAAUUAUACGGUCUCCCUAACUAAAGACCCGGUGCCAUCGAAUAAGGGCAGAGGGAGGCCAAAAGGAAGGAGUAGCAAGCGUUCUUAA
Molecule: messenger RNA, 2742 nt
Organism: Chenopodium quinoa (quinoa)
Lineage: Eukaryota; Viridiplantae; Streptophyta; Magnoliopsida; Caryophyllales; Amaranthaceae
Product: protein FAR-RED IMPAIRED RESPONSE 1-like
Exons: 6
Coding region: 1-2742 (913 amino acids)
Biological process (GO): regulation of DNA-templated transcription
Molecular function (GO): zinc ion binding; DNA binding
Source: RefSeq, a predicted model, not a curated record